CGACAUAGUCUGGCUUUCAUCUUGUUGCUCUGCAAUUUUGCAGUUUUCACUCAACAAAUGAGCUUGGGGAUUGCCAUCCCAGCCAUGGUGAAUUAUACAGCUCUACAUAGCCAUCUUAAUGCCUCCACAAAAAUGCCAUCUGCCAGCUCCCAAGGCUAUUGGAAUGAAACUCUAAAGGAAUUGAAGGCAUUAGCCCCUGUGUAUGACUGGAGCCCUGAAAUCCAGGGAAUCAUCCUUAGCUCUAUGAAUUAUGGCUCCUUCUUAGCUCCAAUCCCUACUGGCUAUGUGAGUGGAGUAUUUGGAGCCAAGUAUGUGGUUGGUAGUGGCUUGCUCAUUUCUUCAGUCCUGGCCUUGUUCAUUCCACUGGCAGCUGAUACUGGAGUGACUGUUCUCCUUGUCGUUCGGGUUAUCCAAGGAAUAGCUCAGGUUUUAGUAACAACAGGUGAAUAUUCCAUUUUGGUCAAAUGGGCUCCUCCUAUGGAAAGGAGUCAGCUCAAUAGUGUUGCUAUGUCAGGGGUAACGUUGGGAUCCUUCACGGUCUUUGCUGCUGGUGGCCUCCUCUGCCAGAUAUUAGGAUGGCCUUAUAUCUUCUAUAUCUUUGGUGGAAUUGGCUGUGCCUGUUGUCUUCUCUGGUUUUCUCUUGUUUAUGAAGAUCCAAUGCAUCAUCCCUUUAUCAGCAUCAGUGAGAAGAAGUACAUCCAAUGUGCACUGGCCCAGGAGAAUUAUUCUCCAGGCUGGUCUCUUCCCAUUAUGGCUAUGAUCAAAUCUCUACCACUUUGGUCCCUAUUAAUCUCUUUUUUCUCUUAUGGCUGGACUUUUUUUAUCCUGAUGACAUUCACACCAACAUACAUCAGUUCUGUACUUGAAACUAACCUAAGAGAUAGUGGAAUCCUGUCUUCCCUGCCAUCUGUGUUUGCCAGCAUUUUCACAAUCCUUGGAGGUCUGUUUGCAGAUUUUCUCAUUUCCAGAAAAUUCCUUAGACUCAUCACCGUAAGGAAACUCUUCACUGCAGUAGGAAUUCUCAUUCCAUCCAUGCUCCUCGUGUCCCUGUACUGGCUUAGGUCCAAUGUAAGAACUGCUGUGACCUUCUUGGUUCUGAAUUCUGCCUUCAACAGCCUAUGCUUCUCAGGGGUCUUGGUUAAUCUCCUGGAUAUUGCUCCUCGGUACGCUGGUGUUCUUACGGGACUAUCUCAAGUGUUUGGAUACGCAGCUGGAGCCCUUUCUCCCACUGCGACUGGAUUUUUACUGAGUCAGGAUUCAGAGUUGGGUUGGAGAAAUAUCUUCUUGCUUUCAGCUUCUAUUAACAUAUUGAGCCUGAUUAUCUACCUCAUCUUUGGCAAAGCAGAUGUCCAGGACUGGGCUAAAGAGGAACAAACACCUACUUCUAAGCAAACAGAGUGA
This is a messenger RNA of Elephantulus edwardii (Cape elephant shrew), 1401 nucleotides long. RefSeq names its product putative small intestine sodium-dependent phosphate transport protein-like. Gene Ontology annotation, molecular function: transmembrane transporter activity. The record is from RefSeq and is a predicted model, not a curated record. Bases 58 to 1401 code for a protein of 447 amino acids. NCBI's taxonomy places the organism in Eukaryota, Metazoa, Chordata, Mammalia, Macroscelidea, Macroscelididae. The transcript has 10 exons. Gene Ontology annotation, biological process: monoatomic anion transport; transmembrane transport.